Aplysia californica (California sea hare) is the source of this 1083-nucleotide messenger RNA. RefSeq names its product galanin-like G-protein coupled receptor npr-9. The record is from RefSeq and is a predicted model, not a curated record. Bases 1 to 1083 code for a protein of 360 amino acids. Gene Ontology annotation, biological process: G protein-coupled receptor signaling pathway. Gene Ontology annotation, cellular component: plasma membrane. Gene Ontology annotation, molecular function: G protein-coupled peptide receptor activity. The transcript has a single exon. Lineage: Eukaryota; Metazoa; Mollusca; Gastropoda; Aplysiida; Aplysiidae.
AUGGCGUUUGUUACCAACUCCCACUACGGCAAUAGUACUACUGUGGACUCGGUCUCAAGCUUGCCGCAAGCAGACUUGAUUAGUGACACGUUCCGACGCAUUUACGUCAUCGUCAACUUCAACACUCUCAGCCUCGUUAUCAACUUCCUGGGCACCAUAGGCAACUUCAUCAACAUCGUUGUGUUCGCCCGGCAAGGCUUUUCCGACUCCGUUAACGUCAGUCUUUUCGGUCUCGCAGUUUCGGAUUUUCUCGGACUUGUAUCCCUGCAGUGGUUCAACAUCUGCUCCAACGAACUUUUCGCUGCUUCUGAUAUUCCUUUCGACUCUAUAGAGGUCCAGUACUUGACAUCCGGCUGGCCACAUGUGGCUUUUGCGAGAACCACGGCUUGGAUCACAGCCUUCAUCACGUUCGAGAGAUGUCUCUGUGUAACAAUGCCACUAAAGGUCAAGGUCAUCAUUACACCACGGCGUUGCGCUUACGUCAUUGUAGUUAUUUUUGUAACUGUCAUUGCCAGCAUAGUUCCUAUAUACUUUUCGACUUUUUUUGCUUGGAAAUUCUACCCAGACAGGAACAGAACACUUUUAGGAAUCGCUUUUGUUGAAAAUCGCGUGGAAAUAGAGAGUAUAGCUAUCCCAAUAAACGGCAGUGUUAUUCCGUGGUCUGCGUUCAUCGUCGUCAUUGUCUGCACUUCCGUUCUGGUCUAUAGUCUAAAUAGUAAAACAAAAUGGCGGAACAAAGCUACUUUCGGCGUCACUAACUUAUCUGAAACGGAAAACGCAAACAGCACCAAAUCAACGGCAGGAGCCUCAGUUCGAGACAGGCGUGUUGUUAAAAUGGUGGUUCUGAUUUCCAUCAUUUUCAUCACGAGCUUCAUGCCUUUCACAGUCUGCUUCAUGUGGUCCGCCAUAGAGCCAGAGUUCAGUGUCGUGGGCCGUUUUCAGAACACCUUCUGGGUGGCGGUAGGCGUCGCGCUCAUUAUGGAGACCAUCAACUCUUCUGUGAACCUCAUUCUCUACUAUCGCAUGAGCAGUCGAUACAGGGAGACGUUUCGGCAACUUUUCCGCUUGAAAUCUGUAGAAUGA